UGUUAACAAAAAAGUAGUGUGUAUUGUGCUAUUUUUUUUUUACUCUAGAAACUUAACCAUUUGUAGAGAAAAAGGAAACAAAUUUUCACACAUUGAAGUUUCUUUCUGACAUAAAAUUAAUGAUAAAUAAUCAUAGAAAUCAAGCUUUAUAUUUUAGCGAACAUAAGUACUUUCAACAAACUCAGGUGGUGUAUCAGGGAGACAUUUUCUGGGUGUUUUUGUGUGUUUUCUGUCUUAGAAAAGAAUGUAUUCUAAUGCAAGUAUGUUUCUCUGCAGGAGUUAUUCCUGAUGAGACUAAGGCUUUGUCUCUGUUGGCACCAGCUAAUGCAGUGGCAGGUCUUCUGCCUGGUGGUGGACUCCUGCCUACUCCCAACCCACUUACCCAGAUUGGUGCUGUUCCAUUGGCUGCUUUGGGAGCUCCUACUCUUGAUCCUGCCCUUGCUGCACUUGGGCUUCCUGGAGCAAACUUGAACUCUCAGUCUCUUGCCGCAGAUCAGUUGCUGAAGCUUAUGAGUACUGUUGAUCCCAAGUUGAAUCAUGUAGCUGCUGGCCUUGUUUCACCAAGUCUGAAAUCAGAUACCUCUAGUAAAGAAAUAGAGGAAGCUAUGAAAAGAGUACGAGAAGCACAGUCCCUAAUUUCUGCUGCUAUAGAACCAGAUAAGAAAGAAGAAAAAAGAAGGCAUUCAAGAUCAAGAUCACAUUCUAGGAGAAGGAGGACUCCCUCAUCUUCUAGGCACAGGCGAUCAAGAAGCAGAUCCAGGAGGCGAUCACAUUCUAAGUCAAGGAGUAGGCGACGAUCCAAAAGUCCAAGACGGAGAAGAUCUCAUUCCAGAGAGAGAGGUAGAAGGUCAAGGAGCACAUCAAAACCCAGAGACAAAAAGAAAGAAGACAAAGAAAAGAAACGUUCCAAAACACCACCAAAAAGCUAUAGCACAGCCAGACGUUCUAGAAGUGCAAGCAGAGAGAGACGACGACGACGAAGCAGGAGUGGAACAAGAUCUCCUAAAAAGCCUAGGUCUCCCAAAAGAAAAUUGUCUCGCUCGCCAUCCCCUAGGAGACAUAAAAAAGAGAAGAAGAAAGAUAAAGACAAAGAAAGAGGCAGAGAUGAAAGAGAACGAUCAACAAGCAAGAAGAAGAGGAGUAAAGAUAAGGAAAAGGACCGGGAAAGAAAAUCAGAGAGUGAUAAAGAUGUAAAACAGGUUACACGGGAUUAUGAUGAAGAGGAACAGGGGUAUGACAGCGAGAAAGAGAAAAAAGAGGAGAAGAAAACAACAGAAGCAGGUUCCCCUAGAACAAAGGAAUGUUCUUUGGAAAAGGGAACUGGUGAUUCACUAAGAGAAUCCAAAGUGAAUGGGGAUGAUCAUCAUGAAGAAGACAUGGAUAUGAGUGACUGAAUAUUGCCUCAGUGGGAAUCCACCUGUAUACAUGCAUCAGUGUCAUUCCUUUGUGUGAUUUUUUAAUGCUGUAUUGUUGACAUCUCAAACCUAGAUGUAUACAGCUCUCAGUUAUAAAUGGUUAUAAAGCUCCUGGUAUUGAUAUUAGUUAUUUACAUCAAAAAGCUUUUAGAAAAUGGUACAUGGGUAACCAGUUUUUCUUGUGGUGAAAUCUGAUUGAGUAACCAAGCAGUUUUACUAUUCUGGUGCUGCUUCAUAACAAAAAUGAAAAGCUGCAUGCAUCUACAGCAGGCAUGGAUUGUUUAUGUUGUAUGAUCUCCUUUAUUAAGUAAGUUCACUUAUAGUAUUUCUAGAAUUUGAUUCUUUGCCAUAAUAGAGCCAUGUAGGGAAUGCACUGAUUGCAUGUUAUUGUGGCAGACAAGAAUAUCCUAAAUGUCAUUAAAAUCCUCCAACAACAUGAUGGAUCUACUUAUGGUCUUGUUUGUUGACAUGACAAAUUAACAUUCUUGUAGUUACAUCUGGAAAUGAGCAUUUGAAUUAGAUAAUCUUAUAAGCCUUGUGGCUAAAUUUUUGUGGCUUUUGUUUAACUUUGAAAGGUUAUGUAUGCACUAACCUUUUUUUGAUGGCUAAUUAGGCUUUAAUUACAGAAACAAGGUUUCAAAUAAAACUGUCUUUGGCAGUGAGUAAAUAGCAAGAUAUUUUGAAGUAGAGUUGUAUACUUUUUCGUAAGGCAUUUGGGAAUUUUUUUUUCCUGAAAUGAUAAUUUAUUCCACAUUUACAUCAGUGAAAACUAUCUGCCUAUUCUGAGUCCAUCUGUAAAAAAGUUAUCUGUUGUCCUGAUUUUCAAUUUUCCACUCUUGUUUUAAGCUCAGUGUUGGAAAAAGGGGGUAGUGCAUUUUAAAUUGACCUUCAUAUGCUUUUAAAAUAAGACAAAUCUACUUGAUAAUGUACCUUUUAUUUGAUCUCAAGUUGUAUAAAACCAAUAAAUUUGUGUUACUAUUACCGCAGUAGUAAUUUUAUGCACACAGUGAUUCCAUGUUAUAUGCAAAGUAGUUAGGCAACUGUUUUCUUAGUUACAGGAGUUUCAAGCUUCACUUUUGUGCAGUAAAAACAAAAGUAGGCUACAGUCUGUGCCAUGUUGAUGUACAGUUUCUGAAAUUGUUUUACAAGACUUUGAUAAUAAAAACCCUUAAACUUAUGUUUCAUGUUCCUAUAAAACUAUUUGUAUUUAUUUACACUAUUGAAUGUAUGACAUUUACCUCAUUCAUUUCACAAAUUAAGUUCUUUCCCUUUCUAGCCAUGUUUAAAUACAGCAACAAGAUGAAAUCCAUCAUUGUAGUGAUAGUUGCCUUCAGAAUUGUCAAACAUGAUUUAAUUUCUUUCUAAACAAUCUUUUUAUUAGCUUAGUAUGAUUUUAUUUCUCGUGUUUUGGGAGUGGGAAUGGGGUUGGAUAAAGCAAUGGACUUUAGGAUAAAUAAAUGAUCCCACCUAUAUCUAGUAAAUUUAUAUUUUCAGUGAAAUACAAAUAUUUGCCUUUUCUGGAGUAGUAUAGAAGCUGUCAAUGAUAUGUAUCUACUGUAUAAUACUAAAUAGUAUAUUUAUUCAUUUAUGAAACAAGUAGUGUUUGUGUGUCUGGGACUAAGGGAAAAUGAGACUUGGAAUUGUAGCUUUUAUCCAGGUUUUGAGUAUAAAAAUUUUUUUUUUUUUAAACACUGUUCUAAAAUAGAAAUGCCAUAUAGAAAAGCAACAUCAUUUUUACAGUUUGUAGUAGGUAACUUUUUAAAGAUUUUAUCAAAAAGAAUUUUGUCUAUAGUGAGUAAAAGAAGUUCUAGUAACGGUCCUAAUAAUCACUGCAUUUUUAAAAACAAAGUUGAUAGCAAAUGGUAUUUCUUUAAACUUUUUUUUUAGCAAAGGUUGAACCAUGUGAUAUGGCUAGUUUUUUUUAAGUCAAAAACAAGUGAAAUAUUGGCAGUUUCAUUCACAUGGUAAACCUAACAUUCAGAGUCUAUUCCCUUACUUGUAAUCUGAGUACAAAAAUAUUAACUUUUCUAAAAUAAUUAAAAAUUUUUGGUUUUAAAAUAGUGCCACUGACUUCAGAUGCUGCAGUGAAGGGAAUCCAUACUUAAGGAUAUUUACUUUCAGUGGACAUUCUCUACACAGAUAAUGUUGCACUGGGUCACAAGCCUUUUUAACAGAUAACCAGUUGAAAUCAAGUGAACACUGCCUCCACACUUGAGUUUUGUUCUGUAUUUGGUAGUAAAAAUGAUUAAAAAAUAAAAGUGGUUUUCUUAGAAAAA
Messenger RNA from Galeopterus variegatus (Sunda flying lemur), 3691 nucleotides. RefSeq names its product serine/arginine-rich splicing factor 11 (gene SRSF11). Bases 120 to 1394 code for a protein of 424 amino acids. Lineage: Eukaryota; Metazoa; Chordata; Mammalia; Dermoptera; Cynocephalidae. The transcript is spliced from 10 exons. The record is from RefSeq and is a predicted model, not a curated record.